AUGGUGAAUGAAGGAAUUGUAUUGGGGCACAAGAUUUCUAAGAAAGGCAUUGAAGUGGAUCGGACCAAGAUUUCUACGAAAGAGAAUUUGCCACCUCCAGUUUCAGUUAAAGGAGUGAGGAGUUUCUUGGCCCAUGCGGGGUUUUAUAGAAGGUUUAUCAAAGAUUUCUCCAAGAUCUCAAAGCCGCUGCCCACCUUGUUAAUGAAUGGGGUUCCAUUUGAUUUUGAUGAAAAGUCUCACCAAGCUUUUAAGAUACUUAAGGAGAAAUUGAUUUCGGCACCUAUACUUGUAGCACCUCAAUGGGAUUUGCCAUUUUAA
Molecule: messenger RNA, 318 nt
Organism: Humulus lupulus (European hop)
Lineage: Eukaryota; Viridiplantae; Streptophyta; Magnoliopsida; Rosales; Cannabaceae
Exons: 1
Coding region: 1-318 (105 amino acids)
Source: RefSeq, a predicted model, not a curated record